Molecule: messenger RNA, 1251 nt
Organism: Letharia columbiana
Lineage: Eukaryota; Fungi; Ascomycota; Lecanoromycetes; Lecanorales; Parmeliaceae
Exons: 4
Coding region: 1-1251 (416 amino acids)
Biological process (GO): deoxyribonucleotide biosynthetic process
Molecular function (GO): oxidoreductase activity
Source: RefSeq, a predicted model, not a curated record
AUGGCAACCCAGAUCACGCCAUCAAAGCAGGCAUCUUCUGGACUGGAGAACCUCAAGAUGGGUGACUCGCCUGCAAAGAAGCUCAAGUUCGAACCCGUCGACAAGGAAAAUGUUCCAGUCAACAUCCCCGCUCCUGUGAUGGACGACCUUGAGCUCAAGAAGCCCCUCGUCGAAGUCUAUGAUGCCAAGAAGGAAGUGACGCCAACUGUUGCACCUACGAUCAAACCAGAGGAGGCAGACGAGCCUCUGCUACAAGAAAACCCUCAUCGCUUUGUGCUCUUUCCUAUUAAAUAUCAUGAGAUAUGGCAAAUGUACAAGAAAGCCGAAGCCUCCUUUUGGACCGCCGAAGAAAUUGACCUCUCCAAAGACCUCCACGACUGGAACAACCGACUGAACGACGAUGAGCGCUACUUCAUCUCCCACGUCCUCGCCUUCUUCGCUGCUUCAGACGGAAUCGUCAACGAGAACCUCGUCGAGCGUUUCAGCGGUGAAGUUCAAAUACCAGAAGCACGUUGCUUCUACGGUUUUCAGAUCAUGAUGGAGAACAUCCACUCCGAGACAUACUCCCUGCUCAUCGACACAUACAUCAAGGAGCAGAAGCAGCGCACAUAUCUGUUCGAUGCCAUAGACACCAUCCCCUGCAUCCGCAAAAAAGCCGACUGGGCCCUAAAGUGGAUAUCCGACAAAAACUCCACCUUCGCCCAACGACUCAUCGCCUUCGCCGCCGUCGAAGGCAUCUUCUUCAGCGGCUCCUUCGCCUCCAUCUUCUGGCUCAAGAAACGCGGUCUGAUGCCCGGUCUCACCUUCUCAAACGAACUCAUCUCCCGCGACGAGGGCAUGCACACCGAUUUCGCCUGCUUGCUCUUCUCACACUUGAACAACCGCCCAAGCAAGCAGGCCGUGCAAGACGUGAUUACCGAGGCCGUGGCCAUCGAGCAGGAGUUCUUGACCGAGGCACUGCCGUGCGCGCUGUUGGGCAUGAACGCCAACCUCAUGAAACAAUACAUCGAAUUCGUCGCCGAUCGUCUCCUCCUCGCCCUCGGCAACCAGAAAUACUACAAAGCGACCAACCCAUUCGACUUCAUGGAAUCCAUCUCGCUCGCCGGCAAGACCAACUUCUUCGAAAAACGCGUCGGCGACUACCAGAAAGCCGGCGUGAUGGCCAGCGCGAACAAGAAGGAGGUCGUCGAGGGACAAGAGGAGAAGAAGAAUGAGAAUGGUGGGGACUUCAACUUUGAUGAAGAGUUCUGA